AUGAAUUCAGAAUAAAACCCUAGCUAACUAUUCUCACCAAAGGAAGAAAGUGCUUCUUCAAAUUAAAAGCUAAAGGCUUCUACUUAAAAAAAUAGGGUCAGAAAAUUCAAAACAGAAGAUUUUUCUCUUAAAAAAAAACUAUAAAAUCAAACAUUUUAUGGGAAAUUCAAAGUGAUAUGUAAAGGAAUGCAACAAUAUAUCUAUGUUCUAUUAGAAGAUCCAAAUUCCUCGGCUAUUGCUUAUGUAAUCUAAUUCUUAUUGCUAACAAGUAUUUUGUUAUCAUGUGUAGCCAUAAUUGUUGAUUCAUUAAUGGAUAAUGAGAAUAAUUAGGAAUAUGAUAACAUUUCGUUCUAUCUAGAAUAUUACUUAUUCAUAUUCUUCGGUUCAGAAUACUUUUUAAGAAUGUUCAGUUCAACUGCUUUUGAUUCAACUUUCACUCAAUUUAUUCUAUCCCCGCUAAACAUAAUUGAUUUGUUUGCCAUAACUCCAUUCUUGUUUAAUUUGAUAUUUGAAGGAGCUAAUCUUUCUGGAUUAAGAGUCAUCAGAAUCAUUAGGUUCAUGAGAGUAUUUCGAUUAUUUAAAUUAUCUCGAUUUAUUAAGGACAUGUUGAUGAUUGUAGACACAGUUAGGAAUUCACUUAGGGAUAUUCUUAUAUUGAUAACCAUGUUUUUGUUCCUUGUGUUAUUUUUUUCAAUUAUAGUAUACUACUUGGAAUUCAAUGACAACAUUGAAAUAUAUGAUGAAUAAAAAAUAUAAUCAAUAUCAGAAGCAAUUUGGUGGUGCAUCGCAACAAUGACAACUGUUGGAUAUGGAGACAAAUUACCGUUGAGUUUAUCUGGCAAAUUUAUUGCAUGCAUUGCUGCAUUCUUUGGAAUCACAUCUGUUUCAUUGCCUGUUGCUGUUAUGGGAAUGAAUUUAACUUAAACUUUAAGAAUUGCAGAAGAGAACAAUGAGAUUGUAAAAAUAAAAGAAUAAUUUGCUGUUGUAGAUUCAGAUCCAAAUUUAUAAGAUUAACAAACUUUAAAUCUCAAAGAAUUGAAGUUCAUGGAAAGAAGAUUAGAAUAAUUAUUGGAUAACAAUUAAAAAGUCAUGGAUUUUGUGGCAUAAUCUUAGGAUUUGUUCGAUGAAGUUACAUAAGACUUGAUGAGUCUCUAUUCUGCCUUAACUGAAUAAUUGGAUCUCCAUAUUGAAACUAAAAUUAAAAACCUGAAAGCAAAGCAUAGAAUUAUGAAAAUGGAGAAAAAUCUUAAUUAGAAAAAAUCAAUAGAAUUGGGUUAAGUAGUCAAGGCUUUUAAAGAAAAGCAGUAGAUGAUGUCUUAGCAAUCAAUCUUAAUGUGUGAAGAAAGCUAAGCAGAUCUUUUCAGUGUUGCAAGCAGAUAAAGCAAAUCUUUUAUACUUAAAAAGAGUGAAAAAUUAAGAAGUAAAAAUAAUAAAGGAUCUUACAUGUGUAUAAUAAAUAAUAAUAACAAUAAUAACAAUAUUCAUAAUAGUGUUCACAACCCUUAUAAAACUUAAACAGAUAUUAAUGAUAACCAUGAUGCACAUAACAAUAGCAUAAUUUAUGCCUAAAUUAGUUCUAAGAAUUCUGCCAUCUAAAAUGAUGUCUUAUAAAAUUUAAAAGGAAAUGCUGAAUUCAAGUUUAAUUUAGAGGAUUCUAGUGGAAAUAUUGAUGAAGAAAGCAAUAAUAAUGAAAACAAUUUAGAUUGUAAAAUGUAAAGCCUCUCAAAUAUCUAAGAUGUUCGAUUGAAAAAUAGUAUAAAAAAUAAUAUUAAAUGA
This is a messenger RNA of Paramecium tetraurelia, 1776 nucleotides long. RefSeq lists its product as uncharacterized. Gene Ontology annotation, cellular component: membrane. Gene Ontology annotation, biological process: potassium ion transmembrane transport. Gene Ontology annotation, molecular function: voltage-gated potassium channel activity. The transcript has 5 exons. NCBI's taxonomy places the organism in Eukaryota, Ciliophora, Oligohymenophorea, Peniculida, Parameciidae. The record is from RefSeq and is a predicted model, not a curated record.